Molecule: messenger RNA, 1122 nt
Organism: Chionomys nivalis (European snow vole)
Lineage: Eukaryota; Metazoa; Chordata; Mammalia; Rodentia; Cricetidae
Product: NADPH-dependent 3-keto-steroid reductase HSD3B3-like
Exons: 3
Coding region: 1-1122 (373 amino acids)
Biological process (GO): steroid biosynthetic process
Molecular function (GO): 3-beta-hydroxy-Delta5-steroid dehydrogenase (NAD+) activity
Source: RefSeq, a predicted model, not a curated record
AUGCCCAGGUGGAGCUGCCUGGUGACAGGAGCAGGAGGGUUUCUGGGCCAGAGGGUUGUCCGCAUGUUGACUCAGGAGAAAGACCUACAGGAGAUCAGGGCCUUGUACAGGUCCUUCACUCCAAAACACAGGGAGGAGCUAUCCAAGCUGCAGACAAAAGCCAAGGUGACCGUGCUGAAGGGAGACAUCCUGGAUGCCCAGUGCCUGCAGAGAGCCUGCCAGGGCAUCUCUGUUGUCAUCCAUACUGCGGCCGCCAUUGACGUCUCAGGUUUCAUUCCCAGACAGACCAUCGUGGAUAUCAAUCUGAAAGGUACUCAGCUACUGUUGGAUGCUUGUGUGGAAGCCAGUGUUCCAGUCUUCAUCUACAGCAGCUCAAUGUCCGUGGCUGGACCAAACUCCUACAAGGAGAUCGUCCGGAAUGCCUGUGAGGAAGAGAAUCACGAAAACAAGUGGUCUGAUCCAUAUCCAUACAGCAAGAAGAUGGCUGAGAAGGCAGUGCUGGCAGCCAAUGGGCGCACCCUAAAAGAUGGCGGCACUUUGCAUACUUGUGCCUUAAGACUCCCAUUCAUCUAUGGAGAAGGAAGCCAACUGCUUUUGGCCGUAAUUAAUAGAGCACUCGAAAACAAUGGCGUUAUUUGGAAUUUUUCCAAAUUCUCUGUGGCCAACUCAGUGUAUGUGAGCAAUGGGGCCUGGGCACACGUUCUGGCUGCCAGGGGCCUACGAGACCCCAAGAAAUCACCAAACAUCCAAGGGCAGUUCUACUACAUCUCAGAUGACACUACUCACCAAAGCUAUAAUGAUUUAUCUUACAAUCUGAGCAAGAAAUGGGGUUUCCAUCUUGAUUCCAGAUGGAGCCUUCCUCUCCCCCUGCUGUACUGGCUUGGCUUCCUGCUGGAAGUGGUGAGCUUUCUGCUGCGUCCAAUCUACAACUACCAGCCUGGCUUAACCCGCUUCACGGUCACACUGUUAAAUAGUGUGUUCACCUUCUCCUACAAGAAAGCUCAGCGAGAUCUGGGCUAUGAGCCUCUUGUCAGCUGGGAGGAAGCCAGGGAGAAAACUUCAGAGUGGAUCGGGUCACUAGUGGAGCAGCACAAGGGGACACUGAACACAAAGACUCAGUGA